GUGUGAGCAGAGAGUUCAGCCAGGGCGCAGCAUCCAGCCAAGAACAAUGGUGGAGUACACAGCAGCGGCAUACGAUGUGGAGACCGGCGUUGAGGAGAAGAUGGGGGUCUUUGUGGAGAAGAAAAGAUCCACAGGCUGGAUAUGGAAGAUACUGGUGGCCCUGCUCCUGAUCGCCCUCUGCUUAGGAGGCGCCCGGCUCUUUAUCUGGUUUUGGAAUGAAAGGCCAAAAAUAACGAGUCCCACAGAGCAACCAGACACACCGAUGCCAGAAAGUUCUUCCCACAAAACAGAUCCUCAUCACACUCUGAAACAAAUCAGCAGCAACUCUAAGGCCGCCAUCCAUUUACAAGGUUUCAUCUCUGAGGACGACUCUGCGCUGAAGUGGGCCGAUGACGUAGGCCAUGCUUUCUCUCGUGGCGGCUUCAAACUGGUGAAGAAUGAAAUCAUCAUUCCCAGUGAAGGCCUAUACUUCGUCUACAGUCAGGCAUCCUUCGGGGUGACCUGCAGUGGCGAUGGCGGAGAGGGAACAUCGAGGAAUCCCACACAGCUGAGCCACCGGAUCAAGCGCUUCUCCGAUUCUAUAGGAAACGAAACCUCAGUGAUGAGUGCACUGAGGUCAGUCUGUCAAACCGGUGCGCAGGUCGGCGCCGGGCACAACUGGUACAACGCCAUUUACCUGGGCGGUGUGUUUAGCCUGAACCGAGGCGACCGGCUGUGGACGGAAACCAGCCCGGUGUCGGAGCUGGAGGACGACGACGGCAACACGUUCUUCGGCGUGUUCGCUCUUUAAAGAUAUCUACAAGAACCGCAUCUGAGCAGAGCCGUUUUGUUUUUAAAAUGGCUUUUUCUUAAAUUCAUCCUAAUGAUGAAGCAGAAAUGUUUAUAUCUCAAUGGAGAUCCACUUUCUAAACUUUAUAAACUGUAACAGUUUGCAAACUUUAUUUCUAUUUUAGGCACUUUUAUUUAAGAUGACCUAAGAUUGUAGUACGCUACACUUUACCUAAGAGUUUAGAUGUGAAGAUUAUGUACAGAUUAUCACAAUUUACUGUCAAAACACAUUUGUAUUUAUUAUUUGUAUUUAUUUGUAUUUAAAUCGUUGGGUUUUUGGUG
Molecule: messenger RNA, 1110 nt
Organism: Oryzias melastigma (Indian medaka)
Lineage: Eukaryota; Metazoa; Chordata; Actinopteri; Beloniformes; Adrianichthyidae
Gene: tnfb
Product: tumor necrosis factor b (TNF superfamily, member 2)
Exons: 4
Coding region: 47-790 (247 amino acids)
Biological process (GO): immune response
Cellular component (GO): membrane
Molecular function (GO): tumor necrosis factor receptor binding
Source: RefSeq, a predicted model, not a curated record